CGAGAACUGACUCUGUGCGCGUGAAGCGGGUUCUGUGAAUCUAGCUCGCUCGCGCGCUGCGCUCAUAACGCUUUAAUAAACAGCUGUUGAAUCACGCGCGGAAAACGGGAUUGAAGAAGAAGCGAGAGGUCAAAAUUGUGACAUGGUUUGGUUAAUGCUGCUAUGAUGGAUUUGACUAAAAUGGGUGUGAUCCAUCUCCAAAACCCUGGGCACCCCACAACUCUCCUGCAGAAGGCGAACCAGAUGCGUUUGUCAGGGACGUUGUGCGAUGUGGUGAUUAUGGUGGACAGCCAGGAGUUCCAUGCCCACAGAACCGUGCUGGCAUGCGUCAGCAAGAUGUUUGAGAUCCUGUUCCAUCGAAAUAGCCAACAUUACACUCUGGAUUUCCUCUCACCAAAGACCUUCCAGCAAAUCCUGGAAUAUGCCUACACAGCCACACUCCAGGCUAAACUUGAAGAUUUAGAUGACUUGCUAUAUGCUGCAGAGAUUCUGGAAAUCGAAUACUUAGAGGAGCAGUGUCUGAAGAUCUUGGAGACCAUUCAGUCUUCAGAAGAGAAUGACAUGGACAUAAACAUGAAUGAGAAUGGCACAGUGGAUGAUGAUGAGGGUCGGAUGAAGUAUUUAAAGAGCACUUUGAUCUCCAAAAAACAUUCCAUACAGGAGGGCAGCUACAGUUCUGCUGGCCGCCAUCGACUGGCUCUGGGCAACAUGGUUGACAAGAAGCCUUUAGUGUCAGCGCCAUUGGGCCUUAGUACCAUUAGCCCCACAAGGGCUGCUGUAGAGAGUCUGAUGAGCAUUGGCCAGUCUCUCCUGGCAGGGACUGUGCAACAAGGCUUCACUUUUCCCCAAGAAAACUCUUCCCCAUUGCUAGAAAAGAUUAAGACUGAAAUGAUGCAAGUGGACGAGGAGGAUACCCAUGAGGGUAGCUCUUCCAGAAAUGGAGAUGGGGUCGGCGAGUCUAAGCAACAUAGAGGCACUCCGGGAACCCCCACCAGAGGCACCGUCAUCACUAGUGCUCGGGAACUCCAUUCCACUGAUGGUGUUCCUGAGUCACAUGGAGAUGCCAGCCAAGUGGGACCAGCGCACAUCGCCAGUCUGGCUGAGAGACAUCUUGCAGCAUUGUACAACCAAAAAAAUGAGAGCAUGCUGCCCAUAUCUGUAUCUAUGGCUUCAUCGUUGCACAUGCCACCCACCCUUGCUAUGUCUGCAGACUUUGGCACCUAUGGUGGGCUUUUCCACCAGAGCUUCAUUCAGCGGGAGUUCUUCAGUAAACUGAGCAAUUGCACAACAGAUUCAAAGCAUGAGGGCCAGAGGGAACGCUGCAGUGUGUGUGACAUGGAGCUGCUGGACAGUGAGACUGCAGAGCAACACAGGAAACUGCAUAGUGAUAUGAAAACCUUUGGCUGUGAGUUCUGCGGAAAACACUUUUUGGAUAGCUUACGGCUGAGGAUGCACAUGCUGUCACACUCAGAUGGACCAAAAGCACUGGUGUGUGAUCAGUGUGGAGCUCAAUUCUCUAAAGAGGAUGACUUGGAGACCCAUCGGCACACACACACAGGCUCAGACAUGGCUGUAUUUUGUCUGCUGUGUGGGAAACGCUUCCAAACUCAGAAGGCACUGCAGGGCCACAUGGAGGUCCAUGCUGGUGUGCGCAGUUACAUCUGCAGCGAGUGUGAUCGAACUUUCCCCAGCCACACGGCUCUCAAACGCCACCUUCGCUCCCAUACAGGUGACCACCCGUACGAGUGCGAGUUCUGCGGUAGCUGCUUUCGGGAUGAGAGCACGCUGAAGGGCCACAAGCGCAUCCAUACUGGAGAAAAACCCUACGAAUGCAACAGCUGUGGCAAAAAGUUCAGUCUCAAACAUCAGCUGGAGACACACUACCGCGUACACACAGGUGAGAAGCCAUUUGAGUGUAAGCUGUGCCACCAGCGCUCACGAGACUACUCAGCCAUGAUCAAACACCUACGCACUCACAACGGAGCUUCGCCCUACCAGUGUACCAUCUGCCAGGAGUAUUGCCCCAGCCUCUCGGCCAUGCAGAAACACAUGAAAAACCACAAGCCUGAGGAUGUUCCCCCAGACUGGAGGAUUGAGAAGACCUAUCUGUACCUAUGCUAUGUGUAAAACAGCUGAAGAAAGGAACGAAGAAAGAAGAAAAACUGGUGGCUCAUUCAUUCAUUUUGCUCGAAGCUGGGCCAAAGAUGGAGAAGGAAAGUGAUCAAAUCUGUUGUGUAAAUGUUUUAUUUUUUUUUAUGCCAUUUCCAAAUGCACAUGUCCAAAUUCAUCUCUGGGGACAUUACACUGUUCUUGUUUUGGUAAAUGGAACAUAUUGUUAAGAUGACUUUUAAAAAAAAAAAACAAUUUAAUUAAUAUGAUAUGUUAUAUAAGCCCUAGCACAAGUCUCACUAACAAGAUCCAAGCUCGUCACUUACUUCAUUCCACAUGUAACACCGAUAAGUAAUAACAUACCUUUUUAUUCAUGUUAAAUAUUUUUAAAGACCGAUGAUAAAAAUGAACAAAAAAUGUUUGCAGAGGCCAAGUGUACAGAAAAGCAGAUGAUUGUGUGACAAGCCUCAAAAUUACCUUUAAAAAAAUAAAUAAAUAAAAUUGAAUAAAAAAUGAUCUGCAGUGCAAGAAGAUCACAGCUUAUUUUGAGUGGCAAAAGCACUUAUUGGCCAUUUGAUAACAGGUAAACUCAAAUAAUGCUACUUUAUGAUCACAAAUUAUAAAGGAUGUUUCAGGGAUGUGUUCAUAGAAUAACUACACUGUGCACUUUCAUAACUGAGUUUGAUGUCAUGACUACAAUGUUCAGUAUAAUCAUGAAAACACACAGGGGAUUUAGUUUGCUUGUCAUUCGCUUUCCGACAUUCUCCUACCAUUAAAAUGAGUGUUAGGCUAAUCAUAACAUUUUAAAAUGCAUAUUUUUGUGAUACGGAAAUCAUUAAGUGAUGCACAAUUAGUGGACUUACAUUUAGGGCUGCACACAUUAAUAAUAAUAAUAUAUAUAUAUAUAUAUAUAUAUAUAUAUAUAUAUAUAUAUACAUAUAUAUACAUAAUUAUGCCGUAUAUAGCUAUAUGCUGGACGUUGCAAUAGGGUGUUAUGUUCAGGCAUUUUAAGAUGAAUUAUCCAGAAGGAUAAAUAAAAAUGAGGACGUUCAAAUAAAUAAUAAAAUAUAAAGAUCAAAGUAAACUAACUAGAAGAGAUUAAAGAAUAAAAUGCAGUAUUCAGCUCUACAGAUGUUAUCGUUUCAUGGCUUUUUUUUUUUUUUAAAAGUUACUUGAAUUACUUGAUUGUCUUGUGCUUGAUUUGUUUUUAUAUCACAGCACUGGUGCAUACACUGAUGAUGGAUCAGAAGGUUUCUAUAACAGCAACUCUGAUUGUUGUUGCAUUGUUGUUUCUAUAGUAACACAUUUAAAGCGACUUGUUUGGCAGAUGCUGCAAAUAAACUGAGGUUUUCUGUGAGGAGAAAAUAUGGAAGGAGUCUCCAGUGUCAGUGCUUCGUAACAGUCAGAGCUAAACCUGUAACUGUAAGCUUUCCGACUUGCUGCGUUUCUGUCGCAUUAACUUCGAGACAGAGCGAAACGUAAGGUAGUGACUUUCAUAGCUGCUAUAAUUUAAGUGACAACAGGAACAAACCUGUUUCAUGGAUGUUCUACAGCAUUACUGUAAGUAUAUUUGGGUUACAUAAAAACGAUGAGGUAUCAUUUUUUAAUUAAAAAAAAAAAAUCACUGACAAAUUUCUGUAUUAUAAGAGUAUAAAAAAACUUCAGGACAUGCUGUAACAGCACAAUCCCUUUUGCGUGUGUGAUGAAACUUGUGGUUUAUUCGGCUGCAGUUAGGACAUUGGAUUAUACAUGGAUUAUAAUCCUGUACAAAGAUUCAGUUAGCCAUAAAGUAGUCAUCAUAACCUGCACUCGGUAAGUGCACAAAGAUACUCUUUGCAUUAUUAUCAGGUUUGUCAUUGCUCAGCCCUCUGUGUGCUACCUCUUCAUGGCUCUUUGUUUUGCACAAAAGCAAAAGCACGUACGAUUAUGUUUAUAAUUUGCGACAGUUAUUUUUAAUUCAUAUCUUCUGCUUAAUUCUCAGAGACGGUGAUUUAUUUGACAUCACAUUUACACUCCGUAUCCGGUUUACCAUUUUAGAACGAAACAGACCGUAUCCUGAUGUAUUAAUUCGUUUUAUAAACUGUUUAUGAGCUACGGUAUAAGGGUGAAGCUUAAGAAUAGAAGUGUUGUCUUUUUAUGUGGAAAUGAUUGUAAAGUGGAAUUGUCAAGUCACAUGCGGUUCUGCUAAGUACAUAAAAUGUGUGUAAUGUUACUAAUGGGGGGGGAAAAAAUGCAAAAGCAACAAAAAAAAAAAAAUUGAAUUAAAAAAAAACCCAGACAGGAGCCAAAUGUGGCAAUUUGAUAAGAAAAAAGAAAUGGUGUAUUUUUGUAUUCUGUAACGUGCAAAAUCUGUCCACCUGUUUAUAGUUGAGUGAGUACUUUUACAGUAAUUUUUGCAUUGUGUUUGUUUUUUGGUGAUACUUUUUGUGCCUCUUUUACAAUGUCGACGAUGUUCAGUAGUAGAUGUUUGUAAAGCUUGUAUUGUGGUCACAGCUGCUGGGUGUCAGUUUCUCAUUACUUAUUAUAUGCCAAGAUCCACAGGCCUACUAGGAUCACGAAGCACAAAAUACCUAACAGAAAAGGCAGAAAUGUUUUGUUUUUCUGUUUGCUUGCGUUGUGGUCACAGCGUAUUCACUGUGAGAUCCAAAACACAUUAUAUGCAGUUAUAUGCAGGUUUUGUGUGUGUGUGUGUGUGUGUGUGUGUGUGUAGUGUGAGUCAAAGAAUUCUUGUGGUCAAACUGUUUCAGUGUGUAAACGCAUUACUUAUGAGAAAAGAAAAUAAUCUUCCAUGAAUCCACAAAAUAUUUGAUUUGAAUAUUUUUCUAAAAGCAUUUUACAUUCAUUUUGUUGCUUCAUUUUUAGAUAUCACGUGUCCAGAAAUACCGAAGGAAAUUGUCCAUUGAAAAGGAUUGUGACAAACAGGGAUGUAGGGAUUUAUUUCUUUACUGCACAACCAGAUCACAAGGAUGAAAUGAAUUCUGGGAAAGCAAUCAAUAAGUAUUGUUGUUAAAACAUUGUUUUAAUUUAGUUAGAUUUGUCUAUAAUGAGUUACUUUAAGCAAGGGGUAAAAAUAAAAAGGUACACUGUGAAAACAUUUUUCAGAUUAGCCUUUACAGAAAAAUCACUUUAAUUUUGUAUGUUUUUCACAUGUGACAAUGCGAGUAAUAUGCGAACAACUGUGUAAGUACAUUUUAACCUGUCGUCAGCUCAAGGAUAUGUGACAUUAAUGGAAUAGCGCGAUCACGUGAAAACAACACAUGGAAAUAAAUGAAUCAAAUACGUAUUUAAAAUAAAGACAUGCACUACAUGUAAACAAUACACAUGAUUAAAAUGUGAGGAGUUUAAAAACAGUUUGUAUGGCUUUUCUGUAAAGGAGGAUCUUUGUUAUAGGGUUUGCAAUAAAACCAUAUGCACAGCACAGAAUUGAGAAAGUGGCAUCCCUGUGUCACUGUGUUUUAUUUUUGCCUCAACCUAGAAGCAGCCAUUUCCCUCAGUGCUCCUUUAUAUGUGCCAUUCACAUAAAACUUCAAUAAGUAAUCAUAAACUUUUAAACUAUUAAAGCACUGAGAAUCCAUGUUGGACCAAAUAAAAUCUGUUUUUCAAUUCUAGAUUAUUUUCUUGCAUUGACAUUUUGCUUUUACGUUCAAAUUAUUUACAUUAAUUGUCUUUCAGUUCAUUGUCUACCUCAGCACCAAUUCUUUAUAAAACCCUAAAAGGUGCCCAAUUACAGCUGUUCAUUUUCUCAAUUGUGCAUAAUAUUUUUUUUAAUUAUUUUAUUUUAUUUUUAGGAUUUGGAGGUUAUUUCUAUUUUGGAUUGUUGUAUUUUUUUUUCUCUGUAGUUUCAGCAUAAAGUUGAUAAGCUGUCUUUUUGAACUGUGUGAUGGCAUUGAUGCGGAUUGAGGUGUUUUGUUUCUCUCCUCUCUGUGUGUGGGCUCAAACACAGCUCUGUGUUACUGUUAAUGUUGUCUGGGGUGUGGAAAAAUAAUAAAGAUAUAAAAGAGACUUGA
Molecule: messenger RNA, 6116 nt
Organism: Tachysurus vachellii
Lineage: Eukaryota; Metazoa; Chordata; Actinopteri; Siluriformes; Bagridae
Gene: zbtb16b
Product: zinc finger and BTB domain containing 16b
Exons: 7
Coding region: 163-2127 (654 amino acids)
Biological process (GO): regulation of transcription by RNA polymerase II
Cellular component (GO): nucleus
Molecular function (GO): RNA polymerase II cis-regulatory region sequence-specific DNA binding; DNA-binding transcription factor activity, RNA polymerase II-specific; protein binding
Source: RefSeq, a predicted model, not a curated record